AUGCUUUUUAUUUCACAAUAUUCAUCUCCAUCCGAGUCCAUUCUUCCUUCAUUGACUUUUCUAUCAACUACUCUACAGCGCAUUAAAAUCCCUCUUCAGUUUAUUGUGGGUGAUUAUAACGCCCAUAAUACAACUUGGGGUUAUGCUUCAACGGAUGAAAAAGGCCAUUCUUUGGAGGAUUUUCUAUCAGCACAUCAUUUAAUUCUGCAUAACUCAAUUGAUGCCCCUCCAACCUUCGACAGAAUACAUUCACGUGGAUGGCCGGAUCUGACUAUUAGUUCCACUUCUGCGGCUUCUCUCCUCCAGAACUGGACAGUUGAAGAUGAAAUAAGUCUUAGCGACCAUCGCUAUAUUACAUUUACAAUAGCUCAGCCUACAACCAUUCAAAUUAUUCGACGCUACAAUCUGCCAGGGAAACGGAUACGUGCCUUUACUGAUCGUGUGAAAGCAUUAGUAAAUGAUCUCGAUGGUCAACUUUCUUCAGCCAAUACUCGCGCUGAUUUGGAGAAUUUCACGGUUGUUCUACAGAAGGGUCUUCAACAAAUCUGUAAUGAUCUUUUACCACAACGCCAUGCCAAAAAGCUAAAUAAUAUACAAUGGUGGAACAGUGAACUUCGUUCCCAGCAGAAGAAAUGCCGCGCUUUACGACGGCGAAUCAAAUAUGAGCGACGAAUGCAUCUACCACCAACUUCGCUCCCUCUAUAUCAACAGGAGAGAGCAAAAUAUAAACGUUCAAUUUUACAAGCGAAAUUGAAUUCCUGGCAUGCCUUCUGUACCGAAUCGCAUGAUACAUAUGGGAUUCAUCAUAAGAUAAUGACAGGCAAAUUAUUCAAACCUGCUCAAUUAUUUCUUCCUCUUGGCUCAACAGCCUCACAAGAUUUUACCAAAGAUACUCUGACUCAUAUCUUGGAUACUGUUUUUGGACCGUCUGAUCUCUAUGAGGGUACUUCCCAUCACUCAUCGAUAUCUGAAGAAGAGCUCUCAUCCACUGCGUCUCCGGACAAAGAAAUUACUUUAAAGGAAUUAAAAUUCAUUGUUGCCCAUUUGCCGAAACGGAAAGCUCCAGGCCCGGAUGGCAUUGACUAUGCCAUCGUCAAUCGUCAAAACUGCCAUCUUGGCCUCACCAGUAUUUUUUGUUAUAUUUUUCAACAAGUUAUUGGCAACUGGUACUUUUCCUAG
Stegodyphus dumicola is the source of this 1179-nucleotide messenger RNA. RefSeq lists its product as uncharacterized. The record is from RefSeq and is a predicted model, not a curated record. NCBI's taxonomy places the organism in Eukaryota, Metazoa, Arthropoda, Arachnida, Araneae, Eresidae.